GCGAGAGCAAAGUGGAUUAAUUUUCAACCAAAAGGUUCUUGAGGAAAAGGAUAAAUCACAAAGAAAGAUGCUUGUAGGUUCACAGUCAUCAAAAAGACUUUCACUCCGCUGUGAUUUUCAAUUUUUAGUCAUCAAAAAGACUUUCACUCCACUUCGAUUUUCAAUUUUUAGUAAGAGAGUCUAAGAUGAGAGCAAGAAAAUACUGCAUAAUGACUUGUGAUCAAGCAUCCACAUAAAGAAUCUACUUUAACACAACUUGCUUAUUAUUGUGUAGGGGAAUCAAAGUUAGGUUACCUUUAGACUUAAAAAUGAUUCCUCUCUCUCUCUCUCUCUCUCUCUCUCUCUCUCUAGUAUAUAAAGCCCUGAGUUCGCUGUUACAUGCAGAAGCGUGUCUAGUGCUCCACUCUCUAUGGCCUCUAGUUUUGUUCCUGAUGUAUGGGGAUGGAUAGCUAGCCUCCCUCCAUUCACUCAAUGGAAUACAAAUUCGAUGUCUCUUUGCAUUUGCGCCCCAACAUCAACACAAUCAUCCAUGAAUCUCUCAAUCAUCAAAAACUCCCCUACCAAAAAUCCAUACAUAACCUUCUCUAUCUUCGCAGACCUCCACGUGCCAAUCUCCCUUUGGACCUCCGCACCUAUCCCCUUGAAAACCAAAACACAGCAGUCUUUGGAUGAAGACGAUUUAGUUGGCCUUUUCUUUGACAUUAUUAAUGUAGUCCUUAACUAUGGGCCCAAUAAGAAAUCCUCCUUAAGGUUCCCUCCCAUACAAAUAAGUGAGAACUUCAAAGAUGUCUUCAACCUAGUGUUCCUGACUCUUGCUUUCCUCAUUUGCAUCUACGAAUCCCCUAAUGACCUUCGAAGAAGAUGUGUUGACUAUCUGAAGACCCAGUUGACAAGUUCAAAAAGCAAAGAAACAUCAAAGCUUCUCGUGCGCAUUCUAGGGUCCAAUCUUGAAGAACAGUGGAUGAGAACAUUAAAUCUUGCGGUAACCAAUUGGAUCAUCGAGCUUCAGUCUUUGAACCGCUCGUUUAAAGCAAUAACGCCAUUGUUUUCAUAUGCCGUGUCGGCCAGUUCUCUAUGGAAGGUGCAGUUGUAUUGCCCAGUUGUAGCUAUGAGCAUGGUAGAUCCUAAUUCUACAACCCAAGAUGAAAGAUUACUCUUUUCUCUUAAAUAUCAGCAACUCGAGAGUGUCAUCCAACUCGCUUACAAGGUCAUAUUCAGGGAGAACUCGAUUGAUGUGAUGGUAAAUGUGGACAACAUAAGAUGCGAUGUGACGCCGUUGGCUUCUGAACCCUUAAUGGCUGAACGAGGCUAUGGCUCUGAAGAGAAACAUUUCCCCGCUCGCGUAUCUCUAAAACUCACACCAACACUUCAAUCAGACAUACUAUCAGUCACAGUAAGCAAAUCCUCCAACAACCCCACUCACGAAGUUGGCAUAGAGAAAGCCCUAGAAGGUUCAUUUGACCCCCCGAACUCUUACUUCGGUCUCCAUGUUUCCACAACAGAGAGUAUUACUAUGAGCAUGAAACCAUGGAAGUUUGAACAAUCGGUAUAUGGAGUCAGUGCAAACUUAAAUUGGUUCCUCCACGAUGGAAUAAAUGGGAGAGAGGUUUUUUCUUCUAAGCCUUCAAAAAUCUCUUUGCUUCAACCUAGGGCAUGGUUCAAAGACCGUUAUUCGAGUGCUUAUAGGCCUUUUACAAAGCAAGGGGGGGUGAUCUUUGCGGGAGAUGAAUACGGAGAUAGUGUGUGGUGGAAAGUGUGUGCAGGAGCUUUGGGGAAGACUAUGGAGUGGGAAAUUACAGGUUCGAUUUGGUUAACCUAUUGGCCAAAUAAGCAAAGAACCUUUUAUACUGAGACCAGGAAGCUGGAAUUCAGAGAACUGCUCUAUCUGUCCCUUCCAAAGGUUGGAUAAAACUGAAUUUAUCCUCUUCCUAAUGUUGUAGUUUAAAUUUAAGGUCUUAUAGAUAUGGUUGUAAUGUAUGUUUUGCGAACAAUAGACCUUUUAUUUCAUCCAUAUGCUUAUUUUAGGUUGUUAUAUAUGGUGGUUUUAGACCUUUUAUUUCAUCACUGUGUUUGUUUCAGGUUGUUAUAUAUUUGAAUGAAAUAUAUAUUUCUACA
Messenger RNA from Ananas comosus (pineapple), 2115 nucleotides. RefSeq lists its product as uncharacterized. Bases 410 to 1909 code for a protein of 499 amino acids. The record is from RefSeq and is a predicted model, not a curated record. Lineage: Eukaryota; Viridiplantae; Streptophyta; Magnoliopsida; Poales; Bromeliaceae. The transcript is spliced from 2 exons.